AUGUCAACAUUACGCUACUCUUUACCUUUAUUACGCAAAUCUGCUGUUAAGCAAGGUUCUCGUCUAAACUCUAAAGCCUUCAUCUGGGCCACUGCCGCUACUGCUGUUGGUAUUGGUGCCAGUGUUUUAACUAAGGAUAAAUUUGGUGACAACAAUAACAGUAACAACAACAGUAACAACCAGAAUGGUAACAGCAAUGAUCGUUUCUACAAAUGGUUUUUUGGUGCUGCUCCAGUGGUUCAUGUCGCUCAAUAUGAUGGCAAACACACCAAGGAAGAUUACCAAAAAGUUUAUAACGCUAUUGCUUUGAAACUUCGUGAAGAAGAUGAGUAUGACAACUAUAUUGGUUAUGGUCCAAUUCUAGUACGUCUCGCAUGGCAUUCUUCUGGUACAUGGGAUAAAAACGAUAACACCGGUGGUUCCUACGGUGGUACUUACCGUUUCGCUAAGGAAACUAAUGACCCAUCAAACAACGGAUUGCAAAACGCUAAGGCUUUCUUAGAUCCUAUCCAUAAACAGUUCCCAUGGAUCUCCCAUGGUGAUUUGUUCACACUUGGUGGUGUCACCGCCAUCCAGGAACUACAAGGUCCAUACAUCCCAUGGAGACCAGGUAGAGUAGACUUGCCUGAAAACAUGACCCCAGACAACGGUAGACUACCUGACGCUGCCCAAGACGCUAACUAUGUCAGACACUAUUUCGAAAGAUUGAACAUGAAUGAUCGUGAAGUCGUUGCUUUAAUGGGCGCUCAUGCCUUGGGUAAGACCCAUUUAAAGAAUUCUGGGUACGAAGGUCCAUGGGGCGCGGCCUCUAACACUUUCUCAAACGAAUUUUUCGUCAAUCUAUUGAAUGAAGACUGGAAAUUAGAAUCUAAUGACGCAAAUAACAAGCAGUACAACUCUCCAAAGGGUUACAUGAUGCUACCAACUGAUAUGGCCUUAGUUCAAGAUCCAAAAUACAAGGUCAUCGUUGAAGAAUACGCAAGAGAUCAAGACGCUUUCUUUAAAGACUUCUCUACUGUCUUUGUUAAAUUGUUAGAAAAUGGUAUUGACUACAAUAAAAAUAUUCCAACUUUUACCUUUAAAACUCUAGACGAUCAAGAUAUCUGA
Messenger RNA from Arxiozyma heterogenica, 1107 nucleotides. RefSeq names its product cytochrome-c peroxidase (gene CCP1). Gene Ontology annotation, molecular function: heme binding; peroxidase activity. The coding region runs from base 1 to 1107 and encodes 368 amino acids. Lineage: Eukaryota; Fungi; Ascomycota; Saccharomycetes; Saccharomycetales; Saccharomycetaceae. The record is from RefSeq and is a predicted model, not a curated record. Gene Ontology annotation, biological process: cellular response to oxidative stress; hydrogen peroxide catabolic process; response to reactive oxygen species. The transcript has a single exon.